AUGGCUGCACUCGUGAAGGCAAUUAACGCUAAGAUCCGGUCGAACCCGGUCUCCGACUACUUCUGCUCGACCCACUUCUGGGGUCCUGCAUCCAACUUCGGUAUUCCCAUCGCCGCCAUCUUGGAUACUCAGAAGAGCCCUGAUAUGAUCUCCGGACAGAUGACGGGUGCGCUAAUCAUCUACGCCGCGACCUUCAUGCGUUAUUCCCUGGCCGUUUCUCCCCGAAACUACCUCCUCUUCGCCUGCCACUUCGUCAACGAGGGUGCCCAGCUCACCCAAGGAUACCGAUACCUCAACUACCACUACUGGGGCGGAAAGGAGCAGUUGACGGUGGCUGCUGAGGCGGCCAAGGACAAGAUCCAGAAGGUUGAGAGCGCAGUCAGCAAAUAG
Ilyonectria robusta is the source of this 390-nucleotide messenger RNA. RefSeq names its product UPF0041 domain-containing protein. Gene Ontology annotation, cellular component: mitochondrial inner membrane. NCBI's taxonomy places the organism in Eukaryota, Fungi, Ascomycota, Sordariomycetes, Hypocreales, Nectriaceae. Bases 1 to 390 code for a protein of 129 amino acids. The transcript has 3 exons. The record is from RefSeq and is a predicted model, not a curated record. Gene Ontology annotation, biological process: pyruvate import into mitochondria.